AUGGAGAACAUAACAGACGCCAAGCCGGACACGAUUGUCGAGAUUGCUCCAGAUGGCGACCUCAUUUUGGUAGUCGGCUCAGAAGAGACGAAGCUCCGUGUUCGUUCCAUGUUGAUGAUGGCCGUCUCGAAACCCUUCUCUGUCAUGUUGGGACCAGACUGGAAGGAGGGCCAUGAUAUGCGCGACCACGAUGGGCUGUCCGAAUUAUCGCUGCCUGAUGAUGAUGCUGCUGCACUGGAAAUUAUUUGUUCUGUCAUUCACUAUCAGAACAAGAAAGUACCUCGAACUCUUCCUGCUUGUGAUGUCCUCGCAGUUGCUGUUGUUGCAGACAAGUAUGGUUGUGUGAAUGCCUUGAAAUUCGCAAGCGAAACCUGGCUCCGGAUCUCUGGAGAUGAACCUGACAAUCUGAUGCUCUUAACUGCUGCGGCAUACCUCUUCAACAAUUCGCAAGCAUUCAAUAAGAUCACUGGAGCAUUGGUGGUUGACUAUGAUGGACCUUAUCUUGCUCUUUGUGCCGAUGAAAUUGAGUCUGUCAUACCGUGGAAGGUUUAUUGGAACAGCAGAGAGGAUUCGCACGACUGGAGAUAUCGCAAAUUUUUAUAG
Molecule: messenger RNA, 603 nt
Organism: Fusarium pseudograminearum CS3096
Lineage: Eukaryota; Fungi; Ascomycota; Sordariomycetes; Hypocreales; Nectriaceae
Exons: 2
Coding region: 1-603 (200 amino acids)
Source: RefSeq, a predicted model, not a curated record